Molecule: messenger RNA, 6253 nt
Organism: Plodia interpunctella (Indianmeal moth)
Lineage: Eukaryota; Metazoa; Arthropoda; Insecta; Lepidoptera; Pyralidae
Gene: Cad87A
Product: Cadherin 87A
Exons: 36
Coding region: 316-5769 (1817 amino acids)
Biological process (GO): homophilic cell-cell adhesion
Cellular component (GO): plasma membrane
Molecular function (GO): calcium ion binding
Source: RefSeq, a predicted model, not a curated record
GUCUGUGUCAGUUGUUAGCCGAAUUCCACAGAGUAGAGUUACAUUGUUUUUAUAUUAAUUUAGUGCAUUAUAAAACUUUUGCUUAGUAAAUCCGUGUUCAUGAAAACAUGUAAUAUUGAAUUAGAUUCGUGUAGCUAUCGUUUCUGUGGUGUUAAUAGUACAGUGAUCUAGUGAUGUGGCUUUGUUGGCCUGAAGUAACGGUAUAGUGUCUUGUGUGAACUUUGUGGGUUCUGUUUUUGAGAAGGCUACCUUCGAGCCAGUUUUCUAUAAGACACAGGAUGCUGCGUCACUUGUGAUUUUGGCACACGAAAAUCAAUGAUCCGUAAAAUGGAGCUACGAUGGUGGCUCAGUCUGUGGGCUGCAUGUUUCUUUUCAUCUGGGUCAUCAAACAUGCUGCCAGUUUUCACACAAGAUAUGAAUAACUUACCAUUGUCAGAGAGUACACCGAUAGGAGAGAUUGUGUACACACUGCAGGGAAUGGAUCCUGAAGGACUACCAAUAAAAUAUGACUUAGUGGGCACUGACAAGUUCAAAGUUGAUCCUGUGACCGGAAAUGUAACUUUAGUUCGGCAAUUGGAUAGAGAAACUGAAGACACUCUAAAAUUCCUCGUGUCCAUAGAGGAGCAGAAUCCUGAUCCGAAGCAGAAACUGGUCCAGCUGCAACCAGUCACAGUCAUAGUUUUGGACGAGAAUGACAACCCGCCUACUUUUAAAAAUAGCCCUUAUGAAAUAGAUGUGCCUGAAGAUGAAGCGAUAGGAAAGACAAUCCUGACUAAUAUUUUAGUUGAAGAUAAAGAUUCGGUUGGAGACAACCUAGAGGUUGGGUGUUUGGAUGACCAGUGGCCCGAAGCGUGCGAUGCUUUCGUAGUGGUGACCCUGAAUUCCACAGCUAACCACUACACUGGAGAAUUAAUCCUCAAAAAACAACUCGACUAUAAUGAGAAGCAAUUCUAUCAGUUCCAGUUAUAUGCUACAGAUGGUACACUAAACUCAACAGCUCACGUAGAGGUAAAAGUGAUAGAUGUACAGAAUUCCCCACCGGUGUUUAGUGGAUCAUUAACAGGAGCCUUAGCUGAAGACGCUCCAGUAGGAUCCCUUGUGUUGACAGUGAAGGCCAGAGAUGCUGAUAGAGCACAGCCAAGAAACGUGAAGCUGGAGCUGGUCACAAAUCCAUUGGAUUUCUUUCUACUAGACAGCACUACAGGCGAGCUAAGAACAGCAAAGCCUCUCGAUAGAGAAGCAUUAGCUGAUCCUUCUUCUCCACUCAACCUUACUGUUCGAGCCACAGAAAUAGUAAACGGUUCCCCCCUAAUCUCCGAUCUGACAAGUACAUUAGCAACUAUAACGGUGACAAUUAAAGACGUGAACGACGAACCGCCAAGGUUUAACAGAAGAGAAUAUUCCUUGGAAAUACCUGAAAGUCUACCUGUGGGCACGCCAUUGCCUAACCUUGAUAUGGUCAUCACUGAUACUGAUGUCGGCCAAAACUCAGUGUUUUCAAUACGACUGUCGGAUGAACUCGGCGCAUUUGUAGUAGAACCGGCCACAGCCACUGGGUCUGCUUCAGUGACUCUCAGACUAAAUUCCAGUCUGAACUUCGAGGAUCCUAAUCAGAGAAAGUUUAUUUUGGAAGUAAUCGCAGAAGAAAUCUACACUUCUCCCCGUCUUUCGUCCAAAGCCAGUGUGACGAUUUCCCUCACAGACGUGAACGAUAAUGCUCCAAUAUUCUCAGACGAUCAAUAUUCAGCUACCGUCGCUGAAGCAGCGCCAGCUGGUACCAGGGUUACAGUGGUUGAAGCUACUGACAGAGAUACUGGGAGAUUUGGAACUGAUGGCAUAGUAUACCAACUGUCGGGAAACGGAGCGGAACUCUUCAGAGUAGACAACAGGAGCGGAGUCAUUACUGUAGCUCCAUGUCCUACGCCUGGAGUUCCACCAUGUUUGGACUUUGAGACUAGAAAGGACUAUUUCUUGCAAGUCAAGGCUACAGACGACGAUGGGUCAGGUCAAAUGUCAGUGGUGUCUCUUCAGAUAUCGCUGACUGAUUCUAAUGAUAACCCACCCGUGUUCAACACACCAGUCUACAAGGCAUCUAUCGAUGAAGAUGCUAUCAAAUUUGAACCAGAAUUGCAGGUGCAAGCUCGCGAUGUGGACGCCAGGUCGGAGCUCCGCUACUCGGUCAUCGAACCGGCGACGCACCCCUUCUGGAUCGACCCGCUCAGUGGCCGGAUCUUAGUGCGAAGUGAAUCUGGUGUCAGCGCGCCCACUGAAAAUGAUAACAAGAUUGUUCUUACUGUUCUGGCUACAGAUGGAGUUCACAAUGCUACAUGCUUAGUAGAGAUCAGCGUUCGCGAUGUGAACAACCACGCACCAGUGUUUGAUAUUGAUAAGUAUGAUGCCGAUGUGCCUGAAGAUGCUCCAAAUGGCACUGAAGUAGCGGCAGUAAGAGCAACAGAUAUGGAUAGCGGCAUCAAUUCUCAAAUCAAAUAUGGAAUCCAAAAAGGAGCUUUGGAUUCCUUCAUCAUCGAUAACGUAACUGGCGUGGUCUCUGUGUCUUCUAAACUUGAUUAUGACAAGAGAAAUACUUAUAGGAUACAAGUCUUGGCUACUGAUAUGGGAAUGCCAAGCCUAACUGGCACUGCCGAACUAACAAUUCAUGUCAUCAACGUAAAUGACAAAAAGCCUUAUUUCACACCCGCUAUCCAAAGAGCUGAAGUCUCUGCUGAUGCAGAACUUGGAACAAUAGUUCAUAAUCUAGUGGCAAUAGACCCUGAUAUCACUGACGAUGGACAGUUGGUUUAUGAACUUGCGACUGAUAUAAUUCUUAAAGCUGUAGAUAGGAAUGGAAAAGAGGUGUCUGGCGAAGGCAUAUUUGGCUCGUGGUUCUCAAUCCAACCAAACGGUAGUGUUAUUGUAAGCCAGAGACUUGAUAGAAGUAGAGCUGCAGUUCUUACAUUGCCGGUCAGAGUUACUGAUGCAUCGGCUACUACGUUACAACAAAGCGAUGGCGAACUAAUAAUAACAAUAGUGGAUGUCAACCGCCAUUCACCAGUAUUCACACAACCAGCAUAUACAGAGAAGUUUCGAGAAGAACAAUCGAUAGGAACCGUCCUCAAUACAUACACUGCCACUGAUAAGGAAACUCCGAUCGCUGCUAUACUCAUACAACCACCUAGUCCUUAUUUCGAAAUUGAUAAUGUCACAGGUGUAGUAAAAUCAACACAGCGGAUAGACUAUGAAAAGAUUCAUAGUAUAAACUUUACUCUCGUCGCUCUCGACUCUGGAGUGCCACAACUAUCCACCUCAGCAUCGGUUACUGUUGAAAUAUUAAACGAUAAUGAUGAAGAACCAGAAUUUGCUGCAACCGCUUAUGACGCUGCCGUACCUGAACAUAGUGCUCCUGGAACUAAAGUAGUUACUGUUACCGCUAUUGAUAAAGAUGAAGGUGAAUUCGGGGAAGUAACAUACAGUUUAACCGGUGCACUGUCACAUUUAUUUACAAUCAAUCCUAAUACUGGAGUCAUCACCAUCGCAGAAAACGCAGACAUUGACAGAGAAAACAUAACUGAUAUAUGGCUCAGGGCAGUCGCUAGCGAUAACGCGCCGAUACUGACUAGGAGAUCUACUAGUGUUCCUGUACACAUAAAAGUGCUCGAUAUAAACGACAACACACCAGUUUUCUCCCAGAAAGUCUACAAGAGCACCAUCGCCGAGAACUUGAGGCUGGAUCCCCCCGCAGCCAUUGUUCAGAUUAUGGCUGAUGAUAAAGAUGAGGGGAUAAACGGGAAGAUUGAAUACAGCAUCGUUGAGCAAAGUGGAGAUGGCAUAUUCACGGUAGAUCCUUCGAAUGGCAUCAUCUACCCCGCGAAGCCCGUCGUGGGCAACACAACUUACCAUUUAACAGUCACAGCUACAGACGAAGCAGGCAACGGCGUCCAUUUCGAUACAUCCAGGGUCGACAUCACAGUGUUGAGUGUUAACAAACACAGCCCUGUGUUUGUAGAACCACCGCCAGAGCAGAGACAGUUGGAGAUUCCUGAGAAUGCAGCUCAAGCAGAUUUUUUAAUAACCACAAUAAAAGCCACGGACGAGGACACGGGAGAGAACGGUCGAGUUUCCUACUACCUGAAGGUGGACAAUCAAAACGUUGGAGAAACCGCUGAGUUCAGUUUGGAUCGGGUUUCAGGAGAGCUGAGGACGAAGACAUUCCUGGAUAGGGAGCAUAAAGCUGAAUACCAGCUGGUGAUAGCCGCAGUGGACAACGGCACCCCAGCGCAGUUUGAAAAUCUUCGGCUCCUGACUGUGGUCUUGUCCGAUGAUGACGACAACACGCCUAAGUUCCAACAUCUUCUCUACAACUUCAACGUUAAGGAGAACCUGCCGUCUGGCAUCAUUAUUGGAUCAGUCAAAGCCACAGACAAAGAUUCGGGCGAGCACGGGAAGGUAUACUAUCACCUACUGGAAGGCAAUCAAGAUGGCGCCUUCACUGUGGACAGAACUCAGGGCAUCAUCAGGGCCAACAUUAGCUUUGAUCGGGAAACGAAAUCCGAGUACUCGCUAACAAUAUAUGCCAGUAACAGCCCUCUCUUAGAAAACGGCGUUACAAUACUUCAUUCCCUGGACAACAAUACUGAGAGCCAGGACCCUAGUGCUACUUUUGUGAAGAUCAAGAUUCUGGAUGAAAACGACAACGCUCCGAAGUUUCAACAUAAAGUUUAUUAUGCAGGCAUCAAACACACAGCCAGGAUAAAUGAACCGAUCCUCUCAGUAGUAGCCGAAGACCCCGAUUUAGAAGAUAACGGCACACUGGUCUACAUGGUCGCUGCUUCUAACUUGUACAAGUUUGGAGCCUCCAAGUCUAGUGGAAGCGUAGUACCAUCGCCUUUUAACAUCAGCCAAGAUGGUAUAAUACAAACGGCCCACUACAUGUCAGAGUACAACCAGGACCGGUUCGUUCUGGACAUCAUAGCUCAAGAAGUCGCUCCCCCACAUCGGCAAGCGAAGGCGCAAGUUUUUAUAUGGAUCAUCGACCGUUCAUCUCUGAUUCGGAUGGUGGUCUCCCGAAGUUGUUCAGAUCCAGUAGACGGAGUUCAGAGGAGACUCGCUGAUGCGAGCAGAUCUUUAUUGGUGAUGGGAAGAAGACUACCUCUGGUUCAGGCUGACAAGCGAUAUGACCAUUGGUGCGAAGUUCACCUGCACGCAGUAGACCCAGCGACAUAUCAGGUGCUGCCAGUGGAGAAGGUGUUGGAGACGGUCGACUCCAAGUACGACGAGCUGAAGGACGUGUACCAGGAGUAUGGAGUGGAAACCUUGAUUGCUGCUAGCGCUUCGUCGAAAGCACCUGAUAGCUUCGAUCCAGCACUAGCGGCGCUGAUAGCAUUACUAAUAGUGCUGUUUACUGGAAUCGUCACAUUCGUUGUAGUCUGCGCGUGUCUCAAGCAUUGGGUAAUACCGCCGUCAUCAAUGCAGUCCAGCAAGGGCGACAGUCUCGCAAGGAAAAGAAUACUAGAAGAAUUGAGCACAACUGAGAAUCCGUUAUGGUUGGAGACCAAACUCCGGCCGUAUGAAGAACAAGAACUGACUAUGAACGUGUUUGGUGAUCAGAACGAACAGAAUGUUCUUGAGCAACCUCCGACGGACAACACGUACGCGACGAUCGCGCGCGGGCGCGCGGGCGAGCGCUGCGGCUUCCAGGGAAGCACCUUCAAGCCACCUUCUCCAAAUACUCCAGAGCCUCCUCCGAGGCCGACAGGGAUGGGCGCGCUAUGACAACAUGCAUAAUAACGCGCUGUGACCACUAUAUCGUCGGAAUACGUAACGAUAACAAGAGUAAAGUUGAUUUCAUAGUUGAAUGGUGCAACGCACCCUUAAAUACCGUUGCUGUGCAGAGAAAUGCAAAGUACGCCAUUUUAUCUAAAUUACGGCGGCACGCGGGUUAAAGUUAACGUCAAAGUUGACUGGUGCAAUCCACUCUAAGUGUGGGUUGCAACGUCACCUUUGUGACGUGAAGUUGCCAUUUUCUCUAAACGUCAGCGGCACGCCGGUGAAGUCAACGUCAAAUUUGGCCAUGCAACUUACCCUAAAUGUGCUCGAUUUAUAAGUCUUAGAAGAGCGAUUCACGAAUUCUCCCGGUUGUCCUCAGUGAGACAAGGCGGUGCAACGCGCGCGUCGCAAACAUCAAUACGUAUAAUUAUAUAUAAUUAAAGCGAUGUCUUUUACUGUGUUCGUGUUUAUACAGGACACAGUCAUAAAC